UGACGCUCACGAACAUUUCCUGCCGCAUCUCAUAAUCCAGACCAAACUCACUCGGAAAGUGGAUACGUGUUUCCCGCUUGCUCUACGAGACCUCACCAUAUCCAACUAUUUUCAGCCAAACAGGAAAUCAGUUCCAGAUCUACCCAACCUACCAUGUCUGAACCAGGUUCUGGUUGUGGUGUUCCAGCCCAGAGAAGCUCACAGCGGGCUCCAGAGUUGCUGUCAGUGAACCUGGGGUACUGCAGUGAAACAGUGGAACUCAAUGUGAUUGUCAAAGAGGAGGAGGAGGAGAGAGAAAUCAAUGAGCGGGAGGAGGAAGAGCGAGAGGAUGACAGGGACUCUGUUGACUCAGGAGAGAUCCCCAACCCAGACUCAGUCAAGGAGCCCAGUUCCACAGCAUCAAGACUGCCUGGUUGUGGGAGUUACCCCUGUCCUCAAUGUGGGAAGUGUUUCAGUCGAGCAGGAGACCUGAAGACUCAUCAGAGAUCGCACAGUGGAGAGAAGCCUGCCAGUACUUUCAAUGUGAUUGUCAAAGAGGAGGAGGAUGAAAAGGAAAUCUAUGAGACGGUAAAGAGAGAAGUUAAGGAAGAGCAGGAACCUAGUGGUGUAGUUGACCCAGAUACAUCAAGACUAUCUGGUCGUGGUCGAUUCCCCUGUCAUCAGUGUGGGAAGAGUUUCCGUUCCUCAGGUAAUCUAAAGAAUCAUCAAAGAGUACACACUCGAGAGAAACCAUUUCACUGUGCCACAUGUGGGAAGAGGUUCCGUGAAAAAUUCAACCUCACGGGACAUGAGAAGGUACAUAGUGGGGAGAAGCCUUACCACUGCACCCAGUGUGGGAAAAGCUUCAAUCGUUCUGGAAGUCUUAAGGAACAUCAAAGAGUACAUACAGGGGAGAAGCCUUAUCACUGCUCUCUUUGUCAGAAGAGUUUUAGUCAGCCAGGAAAUCUUAGGAAACAUCAGAGAAUACAUACAGGGGAGAAGCCUUACCGUUGCUUUCUGUGCGGAAAUAGUUUUGGUUUCGCUGGAAACCUAAAGAAUCAUCAGAGAGCACACUGUGGAGAGAAGCCUUACCACUGCUCUCAGUGUGGGGAGGGAUUCCCUCAACUAAAAAGUCUUAAAAGCCAUCAGAAAAUACAUUUUGGAGAGACACCUGCCUGUACUUUCAAUGUGAUUGUCAAAGAGGAGAAGGAUGAGAAGGAAAUGAGAGAAGUUGAAGAGGACGACAAUAGUGGUAUAGUUGACCCAGAUAUAUCAAGACUGCCUGAUCGUUACAUCUGUCCUCAAUGUGGAAAGAGUUUCAGUACCUCAAGUAAUCUCAAGAAUCAUCAAAGAGUACACACUGGAGAGAAACCUUUUCUCUGCUCCCAAUGUGGGAGGAGUUUCAGUGAGAAAGUAAACCUUAAGAGACACGAAAGAGUGCACAGUGGAGAGAAGCCUUACCACUGCACCACAUGUGGGAAGAGCUUCAAUCAUUCAGGAAGCCUUACAAAUCAUCAGAGAAUUCAUACAGGGGAGAAACCUUUCCACUGCUCACUGUGCGGAAAUAAUUUCCGUUUUGCUGGAGACCUAAAGAAUCAUCAGAGAUCACACAGUGGAGAGAAGCCUUACCACUGCUCUCAGUGUGGCGAGGGAUUCACUCAGCUAAGAAGUCUAAAAAGUCAUGAGAGAAUAUCCAUUGGAGGGAAGCCUGCCUGUGCUUUCAAUGUGAUUGUCCAAGAAGAGAGAGAAGUUGAGGGAGAGGAGAGUGAUGUGAAAUAAACGAAGUGAGGAUACAUAAGCUAACUGUAGGUAUUGAUAUUCACACCUAUCCUAGAAAUUGUGUCUUUUGUGACAACAUGGUCAUGGACAGCACCAUUUAGGGCUAUCUUCAUCUUCUUUUACUUCUAUGAGUAUAUUGGAAGUUCACAAAUAGGCCUGUGGCUGAGUCUAUAUAGGCCUGUAUACUGGGGCUGAGUCUAUAUAGGACUGUUUACUGGGGCUGAGUCUGUUUAUAGUAUAUACUGGGGCUGAGUCUAUAUUUGUCUAUACUGGGGCUGAGUCUAUAUUUGUCUAUACUGGGGCUGAGUCUAUAUAUAUAUAGUAUAUACUGGGGCUGAGUCUAUAUAUAUAUAGUAUAUACUGGGGCUGAGUCUAUA
Messenger RNA from Oncorhynchus tshawytscha (Chinook salmon), 2135 nucleotides. RefSeq names its product gastrula zinc finger protein XlCGF26.1-like. Gene Ontology annotation, cellular component: nucleus. The record is from RefSeq and is a predicted model, not a curated record. Gene Ontology annotation, biological process: regulation of transcription by RNA polymerase II. The transcript has 3 exons. Gene Ontology annotation, molecular function: RNA polymerase II cis-regulatory region sequence-specific DNA binding; DNA-binding transcription factor activity, RNA polymerase II-specific. The coding region runs from base 154 to 1758 and encodes 534 amino acids. Lineage: Eukaryota; Metazoa; Chordata; Actinopteri; Salmoniformes; Salmonidae.